This is a messenger RNA of Phycomyces blakesleeanus NRRL 1555(-), 306 nucleotides long. RefSeq lists its product as hypothetical. NCBI's taxonomy places the organism in Eukaryota, Fungi, Mucoromycota, Mucoromycetes, Mucorales, Phycomycetaceae. Bases 1 to 306 code for a protein of 101 amino acids. The record is from RefSeq and is a predicted model, not a curated record. The transcript has 3 exons.
AUGCCUUCUGUUACUCUUUUCAGUCGUCCUGCUCCUACUGCUCUUGAGGUCCAAUUCCUCAACACUGCUUCGUGUGCUAUUGUGUGCGCACAUCCUAUUUCUGUUUCUGAUCAACUCUUCUCAGCCUGUAUUGCUGUUGCUCCUAGUUGCAAGAGUUGUACGCAAAAUUGUGGUCUGCAAGAGUUAUACUUUUUUGAUGACACUGGCAGUAUCCUCCAUGAACAACCCAACCCACCAGCUCAGCAAGUUGCCAAGCUUGCCUAUGAGAUUUCUGACAAUGACAACACUAUCAUCCUUGAAGAAUGA